This is a messenger RNA of Somion occarium, 3893 nucleotides long. NCBI's taxonomy places the organism in Eukaryota, Fungi, Basidiomycota, Agaricomycetes, Polyporales, Cerrenaceae. The record is from the annotation of a GenBank genome assembly.
GAUGAACGCGCUUCAGGGCUUUAGGCGCCCGGAGGCCUGCAGGCUUGUUCUCGAGGACGUUGACCACGGUGUACUCGCCCUCUUCUCAUCUCUCUCAGAAAAUGACGACCUUCACACCACCUACGCCAAGGCGAACUGUACCACGGCGCUCGACACCAGGAGCGACUCCACCUCCCCCAAGACGACGCCGAAUGCCUAGUAGUAAACAACCUUCUCGAUUUGCCACACCUGUUCGCGCCCCUUCGUUCAGAGAGGACUCUGUACUCUCAGGGAUGGAUGUCGACGAGGAAUCGGAACUGUAUGAGCACGCGACGAAAUCUGAAAUUAUCUUUUCAAAGUCAGAUGAGAUGCAGGUCACAUUCUACGCCCAUCUCCCUGCAGAAGUCAAGCAGAUUUUACACAAUGCUAACUUUUAUAGGGAUGCGUACACAGGUGACAUUGAUACCUUGACCGGGUUCGCCCUUGUUGCAUCUGCAGAAACUUGCUUCGUUUGGAAUUACUCUCAGGCGUUGGCAGGAACACCGACAUGUUAUAUCUUUGGAUGUCCUCAAGAGGGCAUUUCAAUGACUAUGUCAACACCUUUCCAUGCUUUGGUUCCCUACGGACCUUCGCGGGAACCUGGUCUGAUUCUCAUGAACUCCGCUGGUCAAAUACGCUUUUGGGAGAGUCUGGCCAGUGGGUUAGCAGGAGGGGAACAUUGGACAGCGUCGACAUUAGAUCUGUACGAUGAAGAAAGCGUUACUACUCUCACUCGAGCAGAUCCUCAGACGUUUAUUGCAUCAACUUCUCUCGGUCGACUCUUCCGCCUUACCCUUACCUCCUCUGGCGGCAAGUAUCAUCUAUCUCCGCGCUCUUUCUCCCGGCUACAGUCUUCGCUUUCACUUUCACGUUUCUUUCCCACCUUCUUCUCCUCAAGUGUCUCCGGAGACCUUCCUUAUGAGACUGGCAAUAUCAGUGCUGUUGCUCUCCGUGAGCACACUACAGAGAUUCCCAGUGGCAGGGACGUUUGGGCUCUCAUCGACUUCAGGAUACAACGCUGGACUAUGAGUGCUGAAGGCUGGGAAGAACUCGAAUUGGAUGAAGAUAUCGCCAGUCUCGUGCGUCCAGCAAUCCGGGCCAAAUUUGAUACUGCACCAAAGGACGACGCUGAACUUGAUCUCGAAUUGCUUGAUUUGAAGCUUCUCAGUGCAAAUGAGAUCCUGCUACUAGUAUCGUACGCUGGUCAAGAAGAUCUCUCGACCUCGAACAUGGAAAUUUCCUCUCUUCCUCGUCGCAUAUAUGCCCUGCUUCAGAUUUCCUCCGCAGGUGGUUCCUUUGAAGUGGAUGGUAUCAGGAGUGUACCCUAUCAGAGCACAUCGAGCUCAGGAGCCCCCAUGCAUCCUCGGAUGCAACUCAUCCUGCAUGGUAGGCUGAUUACCAUUCAAUUUGGUGACACCGUCACCAUCUGUGCUCGAGAAAAUGAGUACAUGGACCGGUUAGAACUCAAGUCUGCGAGUGAUCGUACUCUUGGUGUCGGGAUUGUCGAGGGAGAGAGCGAGUUCCUUGUUCUUACGGCUGCGACACUGAUGAAGGCUUACAUCGACGUGGAUGCCGUCGCUCAAUUUGAUCCUGAAUUCGGAAGGGCUAACUUGAUCAAGUCCACGAUGACACAAGCUAUCCUGUAUGGAUCUCAUGUCGACAACCCACUACACUUCAGUUUCCCACCAGAAGUCGACGGGGAAGCCCUUAUAGCAGGAGCUGAACAGCUCAGCCAGGCCAUCCUUGAAUCAGACCACAAGGUCGUGCGCCCCAAUCCAGAUCUUUCGGCUCAAAUAACUCACCGGAUAGAGCGACUCGAGUUUUUGAUCAAGUUCAUCAACGACAAUGCAGUCUUGACGAAGAUGUCACAAAGAUGCAGACAGCGGUUAGAGACAGAUGUUGAAAAAAUGAAUGCAGCUCAGAACCUGUGGCUAAAAUAUAAUCAAUAUCUCUCAUCUGGUCAUGCUCGCAAUGUGCUGAGCGAAGCUGUGUACCAUUAUAUGACCGAAGUGGGAGAAGGUCAUCAUGAAGACCUCAUGCGAGCCUUCUUCAGACUCAAAGUCGAUGGGCUGGGUGAUAUCCUACCCAAAGUUCUCAGCGUUGUACGCGAGUCGGCGCACGAUCUCACUAGAAGUCUCCUGGAUGCUGUUCCUCAAGCCAACGAAGUCGUUUUGACCAUCCUGGAUACUGCAAAAUCGAUAAGACAGUACAACUUUGGCCAAUACGGCCUGGUCGAGCCUUUGAUUAAUCCAUGGACCAGUCAACUGGCCAUCAUCGACAUCGUCUCGGAGUUGUUCAACCUCACUACAAAGCUCGUCGAACGGCCGGCGUCGGAGGCAGAGCCAUCCAUGAGCAGACUGCAGAUUAGAAAGCAGCUUCCUCAACUAGCGUCUGUGCUCUUUGCAUGCUACCAUGAACGUCUGCAGUGGGUUCGAAGUCCUAUGGCCUCUUCUGAAGUAGGCUUUGAACGAGAAAGAUCUGUCUUGGAGGAGCGCUUCAGAUAUGCGCGAUCUGAAAUAUUGGAGACUCUUCGACGUGACGGAUUUUCUUCUGAGGCCUUCCAACUAGCGGAGGUAUAUCGAGACUUCCGCAGUCUAGCGUCUCUAUGUAACAAAGAGAAAAUAUAUCCUCCCCAAGAAAACCCCAAUGCUCAGCGCAUACACCUGUACAUCGACAAGUUCAAAGAGGCAUUCACGACCGAGCUCUUCCAAUGGUACAUUGAACAUGGAGAACUUCGGACGAUGUUCGCGCAGGAGCAAAAUGAGUACCUGGACAGGUUCUUUGCUGAGCAUCCAUAUCCCAAUAUCUCCUGGAUCCACCAUCUGGGUAAGGGAAGAUAUGACAUUGCAACGGAGGCCUUAUUGGAUCAGGCUGAUCAUGCAACGGAGCUCUCAAGCAAACAUCUGAUGCUCAGUAUCGGAAAGCUCUCAUAUCUGGCUCUAUUGCAUGAAGACGUACCGCCGACUCUCAACGAAAAUGUCCUGAAUGCUUUCCACGAUGGUCUCGACUUCGUCAGUGUGCAUGAGACGAUGAUUGACAAUCUCAGAUCUGCGCUUGAUACCGUUCGUACUAAGCAGUCUCUGGAGCAACAAGUCGAUACCAUUGCCAAAAGUCAAGCCUCUUCUCUGUCAGAACGCAGGGCCCUAUAUAGCAUAUUCAAGCAGCUAGUACGGCGAUUGCUGCAAGGCAAGGCACUAUCAGUUGAAGAUGCUGCCGAUGUUCUCAGUAUGAAGGAUAACGAUGAUCGCCUUGAUGACUACAUUACGGCUCUUCAUCUAUUGGCUACCGCCAAACAAAUGCUACCAGCACGCCGACUAUCUGCAUUGCGAAGCGUUUGGCGGAGGAUCUAUUUACACGACGAGUACGUACAAUCCGUUACCUCAACCUUUAUGAUGCUAUCGAUAUUGACAUACAACCGCUAUCAUCUCCAGUUGGGACAGAAUUCGACAAACCGCUAAUGUCCCCGACGAGGAAGUCAACGAAAGAUUCCGAAGUACAGCUCUGUACGCAGCGAUGCAGGCUACCACAUAUGGGCUAUCCACCAACGCCUUGGAACCCGAUGCAACUUUGGUCAUCCCGUCCUUUGAGGAAAUCUCGACGCGUUGGCCUGGCAUUCCUGCUGAAGAGGUUGCAGCAAUACAAAAAGAUUAUGAGGCUGAUGUACAGGAGGUCGCUGCGUUGAAUUUGGGGGAUGCGUUCAUUCGGGUGAAGGAUCUAGUAGCACAAGAUCAGAAUGUGUAACAAAACAUUCUUUAGGCAGUUGCUUGCUUUCUGUAAUUUUGGGUAUCUGCUUCCAUUUGUACGCGCUGUUCAAUCUUUCCGAACAUUUGAUGAGGAUGACGACGACCCGGUAAUACGAGACCAAAUCAUCUGGU